UCUCUCUCAACCAUGCAGUCGGAAUGGGCUGUAAUUGAUCGCUGGAUACGACGACUACUGUUUGACGCGCGGUAUUUCUGGUGGCUCGCGUCGAUAACCAUUCUAGGCGACCUUGCACUCAGCCAGCUCAUCAUCCGUUAUGUCUCGUACACAGAAAUUGAUUGGGAAACAUAUAUGGCUCAAGUUGAAGUAUAUAUCAAGGGUGAGCUGGACUACUCCAAAAUCACGGGUCCCACUGGGCCACUAGUCUACCCUGCUGGACAUUUGCGCAUCCACCAAAUGCUGUACUCACUGACUGACUCUGGGACGAACGUUUUUCUGGCUCAACAACUCUACUGCGCUCUCUAUAUCGCGACACUUGUGCUUUCUUGUGUCAUUUAUCGCCGGGCAGGUGGCAUACCCAAUUGGGUAGUGCUUUUGCUGCCGUUAAGCAAACGCCUGCAUUCUAUUUUCAUUCUCAGACUAUUCAACGACUGCUGGGCUGUUCUGUUCAUGCAAGCUGCGGUGGUGGCAUACCAAACCGAAUAUGAUGAUGUCGGGACUCUAUUUCUCAGUCUGGCCCUCUCUGUGAAAAUGUCGGUCCUUUUGUAUCUGCCUGCCAUUCUCGUUGUCUUCUACAAGCGAUUGGGGGUGUUGGGCAUGUUCCGUCACCUGAUCACCUUGGGAGCUUCGCACGCAUUGCUCGCCCUGCCGUUUCUUGAGGAAGACCCGUGGGCCUACCUCAACUCCGCGUUCGAAUUCUCGCGGGUUUUCCUGUACAAAUGGACAGUCAAUUGGCGCAUGCUGGAUGAACAGGUCUUCUUGAGCAAGUCGUGGGCAAAUGCCCUGCUUCUGGGUCAUCUCACCGUGCUCGUUGCGUUCGGCCUCUUCAAAUGGUGCAAAAACGACGGGGGAGUGUGGUUUUUGCUCAAACGGGGGUUUUCCGCCCCCGAUUCUCCUGGUAGUCCAAAUGCGGUGUCUGCGGACUUCAUCGCAACCACUCUUUUUACAUCCAAUAUAAUCGGUAUUUUAUGUGCCCGCUCAUUGCACUAUCAGUUCUACUCCUGGUAUGCGCAACAACUUCCCUUCAUUGCGUGGAGAACAAAAUACCCAGUCAUCAUCAAACUCGUGCUCUUAGCCGUGGUUGAGUAUGCGUGGAAUGUCUUCCCUUCGACAACCACCUCAUCGUCACUACUCCUCGUCGCAAACAUCGCACUGGUAGCAGGUAUCUGGAGCGGUUACCCCAACGGGAAACGAUAA
Molecule: messenger RNA, 1239 nt
Organism: Mycena indigotica
Lineage: Eukaryota; Fungi; Basidiomycota; Agaricomycetes; Agaricales; Mycenaceae
Product: Dol-P-Man:Man(5)GlcNAc(2)-PP-Dol alpha-1,3-mannosyltransferase
Exons: 6
Coding region: 13-1239 (408 amino acids)
Cellular component (GO): endoplasmic reticulum
Molecular function (GO): dol-P-Man:Man(5)GlcNAc(2)-PP-Dol alpha-1,3-mannosyltransferase activity
Source: RefSeq, a predicted model, not a curated record